AGAGGUCAAGGUGUGUAGGUUCGUUUAAGGGGUGUUGGGCAUAGGAUGGGGGUGGUUGCAGUUUAUAAUGAGUUAAAGGGGUUUAUUGAAAAAAAUUCUUUUUUUUUUUUUUUUGAAUUAGAUCUGAAGAAGAGUUAAUCUGCUAAGAGGGAGUAGCAGGUACAAAAGGGCUUCUGUUGUGCCCAGGAAUUUCUGAAGGCUGAUGCCACUGCUGUAGUGGAGAGACCAGGCUGCCCACAGUGGGAUCUGCUGUGGGAGACGCAGUAUCAGCUCAGAAAAUCCAUUCCUCACUGCCGAAGAAUUAACAGGAUGCUCUCUAAAGAAUCUCUCCAAACUCCUGCAUUUAGCCGUUCCAACUCACAAGCCUCCGUAGACAGCGCCUCCAUGGAGGAUUUCUGGCGCGAAAUAGAAAGUAUUAAAGACAACAGUAUAGCAGGGCAGGAAGAGCAGAGGCCAACUGAGGUCAAGCCUCUAGAUGAAGGAGAACUGGAAGCAGAGUGGUUGCAAGAUGUGGGUUUAUCCACCCUGAUUUCCGGUGAUGAAGAGGAGGAUGGCAAAGCCUUGCUCUCUACGCUGUCUAGGACCCAGGCUGCUGCGGUGAAGAAGAGAUAUAAUACUUACACUCAAACCAUGAGGAAGAAGAACAAGCAGUCUGUUAGGGAUGUCAGGGAUAUUUUCGGAGUCAGCGAAUCUCCUCCAGGUGAUACGUGUGACAACCACACUGCUCAGGAGGAUGGCGCCCAGGAGGACAAGGAGCUGCCGAGAGUUAUCAAAACGGAUGAGCCCUUGUCCAUACUUGAGACCAUUCCGGACAUGCCAGUUCAUACCAAUGGAUCUCCAGGUCCUGGACAGUCAGUGCAGAAUGCAGUGAGGGAUGAUAAUUAUCUGGAAAAGAACAUUUCACCAGAAACUGAAGAGCUAUCAUUUGAAGUUUCUUAUUCAGAAAUGAUUACAGAGGUUCCCAAAAGAAACAAAUUUAAGAAAUCAGACUUUAAAAAAGAAGACUAUGCUUUAACUAAAUUCAUUGUUCAAAAAACAAGAUUUGGCCUCACAGAAGCAGGAGACCUGUCUGCUGAAGACAUGAAGAAAGUCCGUCAUCUCUCUCUGAUUGAGCUAACGGCCUUUUUUGACGCCUUUGGGAUCCAGCUGAAAAGAAACAAAACAGAGAAAGUGAAAGGGCGAGACAAUGGAAUUUUUGGAGUUCCACUUGCAGUCCUCCUAGAUAAUGACCGAAAGAAAGAUCCUGGAGUGAAAGUUCCUCUCGUCUUACAAAAAUUUUUUGAGAAAGUUGAGGAGUCGGGUCUGGAAUCUGAAGGAAUUUUUCGACUUUCAGGAUGCACAGCCAAAGUAAAGCAAUAUCGUGAAGAACUGGACACCAGAUUUAAUGCUGAUAAAUUUAAAUGGGACAAAAUGUGCCAUCGAGAAGCUGCAGUUAUGUUAAAAGCAUUUUUCAGAGAACUACCCACCUCUCUCUUCCCUGUGGAAUAUAUACCUGCCUUCAUCUCUCUACUGGAAAGAGGACCUCACAUCAAAGUACAGUUUCAAGCCUUACACCUCAUGAUCAUGGCACUGCCUGAUGUGAACAGGGACACGGCCCAGGCGCUCAUGACAUUCUUCAACAAAGUGAUUGCCAACGAGUCCAAAAACCGAAUGAAUGUCUGGAACAUUUCUACCGUAAUGGCACCAAACCUUUUCUUCAGCAGAAGCAAACAUUUUGAUUAUGAAGAAUUACUGCUGGCAAACACCGCGGCCCACAUCAUCCGCCUAAUGCUUAAGUAUCAGAAAAUUUUGUGGAAGGUUCCGUCUUUCUUAAUCACCCAAGUUAGAAGAAUGAAUGAAGCCACCCUGUUGUUGAAGAAACAGCUUCCAAGUGUCAAGAAGUUGCUGAGGAGGAAGACCAUAGAACGAGAGGUUGUAAACCCCAAAACUUCCAAGGUACUACAGAAAUCACCCUCUUCAAGAAGAUUGUCCGAUGUACCAGAAGGAGUCAUAAGGGUCCACGCCCCACUUCUAUCCAAGGUGUCCAUGGCCAUUCAACUCAACAGUCAAACCAAAGCCAAAGAUAUCCUAGCAAAGUUUCAGUAUGAAAACAGUCAUAGUUCUUCAGAAUGCCUUAAGAUUCAGAAUCAAAGGCUAUAUGAAAUUGGAGGAAAUAUUGGACAGCAUUGCUUGGAUCCAGAUGCGUACAUAUUGGAUGUGUAUCAUAUAAAUCCUCAAGCAGAAUGGGUGAUUAAACCCCAACCAAAUUUUUGAAAUACCUUCCAAGAUGAAGCAUUCAUGUACCGUAUGCCAAGAAGAUCCCAUAUUUGGGGGUGGGGUGGGGAGAACAAGACUGCUUUUGACACGUCUGUCCCUGUAAGACUCUUAGUGUUUCUCAACCCAGGCGGUAUUGUCUGACACUGUCAAUGUGAACAAUGAAAGAGGAGCUGGUCACUAUUUGAGUGGGGGUUUUCUGUGACAGUGCCUUACUGUGUGAAGGAGAGGAAAUGUGCUCCUUCCAGGUGGAAGGCCAGUUUCAAACAUGAACUCUAAUCAUUUCUAACACUUUUGACUUUUUCAGCAGAAGUGAACUUGGUCUAUACCUGGGACAUAAGAAAUACUUCUUUUUGUGACAAGUGCUUCUAAGCAAAAGACCGAAGAGACUCUUUUUCCUUUUUUAAAACUUAUGUUAUGUACAUGUAUUGACUGUUCUGAGCAAGACUAUCAGAAGAACCACUAAUUUCUUCUCUACAAAAUAUUCAAAUAUCCUUCCCAAAGGGAAUCCGUUUCUGAAGUUACACAUACAAUAUUUAUGCUCUGACUUACUCCUGAAUUGGAGGAGAAACUUUUGUUUAAAAAAACACUAUGUUGCUAAUUAUAUUUGUACUGUAUUUUGACUGAUAGCAUUUUAGUGCAAAUGAACAUUUCUCUCCCAUGGACAAUUGAAGGUUAGAAUCUGUAGAGCUCAUUGUCUUAUGAUCACAGGUCCCCAUGGCGAAGCUUAGUUUGACAAAGCUCUUAGGCUCUCCUCAUGUUCAUUGUGGUCAAUCGCUAUAGGACCUCUAUGUUCUUAUUGUAACUAUGGUGCUUAACCAAUAGUUUGCCAUGUAUGCCAGGAACAGACUUCCUUUCCUGCUCAAGCAGGUCAUCUUUUGCAUUUCACAGCUGCAGACUGUCACUUGUCACGCCGCCCUCACCUCUAAAAUACAGAGCUGUCUUUCUUCCAACAGCUUUUUAUCCAAGAUACUGAGAUUUUGUAUGCUGUAAAACCAGAUUUCGCUUCUGUUCCUCAGUUGUGGGCAUGGCUGGCCUCUGCAUAUUAGCUUCAGGUAAAAUCCAUAAAAUGAGAUGCAGAUUUGGUUAGCUCAAAGCUGUCUUGCCAGUAGUACGCAAAGCCAUUUUUUUGCAGAGCGGUUGGCUAGGAUGCACCGCCCUCCACAGUUCUGAUAGAAGGCAAAUCUAAAAUGAGCUGAGGAGUCAGCCAGUGCUGUGUUUUGAGACUGUAGAUAAAACCACCCAGAGUUCGCUAGAUAUGGGGACAGAGGUCUCCUUUACUGUCCGCAUGGGCUUUGAGUUAGGACUUAGAUGAGAUUUUAAUUAACUUGGUCAGUUUUCAUUCGUUUCAGUGCCCAAAUGACUCUCUUACAGUUCCAAUAAUAAUAGUUGCUCACAAAUUCAUAAAAUAUUUUAUCUACUUUGCAAACUUCAAAAUAAGUGAUCACCUAGAAGUCUCGUUUAUGUUGCAGUAUGCCUUGAUGUCUAUCUAAAUAUCACUUAUAUCUGACAUGGACAUAGUUGCAAUUCUGGCCACUAGGAUUUCAUUGCUUUUUAUAGAAAGCUCAAAUACUUAGUUUGUUUGAGAAAUUGCAAUUCUAUUAUAAUCAGUUAUCAGGUAGGCUUGAGUCCUGUGGCUUUUAACUUAUUUCUAAAUUCCAUCUGUUUUCAACGUAUGGCUGACAAUGAACAGGUGAGAUUAUACAAUGGAUUUCAAGUCUGAAAAAAAUCCCUUUUUUUUUCUUCUUUAAAUUCCCUCUCUCUUUUUGCAAUUUAAGCAAUUGGAACAAACAUUUACUUUAUAUCUUCAGUAGUUGCUUAGUUCUAGGGCAUCAGAUGCAGUAAUGGCUUGCAUACAUGCAUGAAAAAAACCUUUUCUUUAAAUUAGCUACCACACUCUUCUAUGUAAAUAUGAGAACAAUGAUUAUAAUAUUCUCUACAUUUCUUACCCAUAGAGUACUCACAUGCUAUUACAUUUAUAUAGAAAAAUAAAAGAACUGUUCAUUUAAAAUUUUUAUUAGGGAGGUUUUUGUUUUUUGUUUUUUUUUUUAAUUGAAGACACAUCACAACCUAUAUUCUAGGUUUCCGAGACCACAGAGACCUGACAAUUUAUUCCAUUUGUCAUUUGUUUUAGAUAAAUGGCUAGUGGAUAACAGGUAAAAACAGUUUCUGAAUGUCUUCCCUACUUUUGUGUGGUUUCAGAUAUCGAAAGCUUAACUGACUCAAAUAUUAAAUUCAUCACUGCAAAGUAUUUGAGGAUGUUGGACAACUUUCAGACAGUUUUGUGAUGUGGAAGCCCAUGUCAAUACCAGUGUCAGUGCAUGUGACUGAUUUCUCAUCCUAGGGCUCUCUAACUGAUUGGGGAAGAGUGCUCAGUAGACACACAAACUGGUUUUUGUGUAGUUAAAGAUGUUCUUUUAAUACAUUUAUUCUUACAAGAAUGAGAGCCCUGCAAUUAAAAUUUAAAGUGCCUUUCAGUCACCUAUGUGUUAAAGAAAAAUCUUGGUCUUACUUAACAAAACUUGUUUUUAACAUAGUGAACAGUAAUCUGUAAAAAAUAAAUAAAUAAAUAAAUAAAAAGAGUGGCAUAUGUGCAAACAAGAAUUAGAUACUAGGUUUAUAUAUUCUAGCUUAACAGAUUCCACACCACCUGGUCCCAAAGAGCUCUUAGUGUGCAGUUAGGGAAGUAAUGCCCAGGAAAGUGUUUGAGAAAGUUACUAUCUAUGGGAUACAUACAUAUGAAAAAGAAAAAGAGGGAGUUGAUAGUUAGCUCAUUGCCUCUAUUCUGAGGAGUACAGCCCUUUGCUAUGCAGUUCACUUGGAGGUAUGAUUCUUAGAGUCAGUAGUCUUUGAACAAACUGGAAUAUUCAUUUCUCUGCAACGUGCGUACAGUAUAAACUACCUCACUUGCCUUUCUAGGGGACAAAAUCAAAGUAAUGGACUUUUACAACUUUUGUUACAAACCAUUCCUCUCGUUACGUGUUACCUUAGUUAACUUGCAGUGUGCAUUGAAUUACGUGAUGCAUUUAAUGAUGUAAGAUAUUUUCAGCAAACGCCCUAAUACCAAAAAUAGUCUGUGACUGUGACCUGUGGUAUAGAUACUCAGAAGGUAUGCUCCCCUGUGUCAUUGUUUUGUGUUUUUACCUGUAUUGAGAUACAGGCUUUCAAGUAUCCAAAUUCAUAUUCAUCUCUUUCAGCCGUCUUCCCAUUGCUUCAUCUGCCCUGCCCUUGACUGAAAAGUCCUAUGAGUGAUACAGCCCUUCUUCCUAUCAAGCGUAUUUCAGCUGUUUUUCAUAAAUGUGUUACACGCUUGGAAAUACUGUAUAUUAUGGAAGUGAAUUGUUCGCUAUUUUCGGACAUCAAUUUCCAACUAUGUCCAUAAGUGUGUCACUUAAUAAAAAAUAAUAUGGUGUAGGUUGUUACUUGCAACCAUUUUCAGCAGUUUUACACAUAUACACACACCUCAAUUUAAAAAUAACAUCUUGCAGAUAUUUUCCAUCUAUUUUCUAAAAUGAUGUGACUUGACGGAGAAAUCAUGCAGUAUCACUAGAAACGCCAGUGUUUUUAUGUGUCUCCUAUUUUGAAAGUUAAUAUUAUUUUGUCCCAUCCGUUUUCUUUUGUUAAGUGUAAUAUGUAUGUUGUAUUUUAUUCCCCCAAAUAAAGGCAAAACUAAA
This is a messenger RNA of Erinaceus europaeus (western European hedgehog), 5927 nucleotides long. It is a transcript of the gene ARHGAP28, whose product is annotated as Rho GTPase activating protein 28. The coding region runs from base 310 to 2253 and encodes 647 amino acids. The record is from RefSeq and is a predicted model, not a curated record. Gene Ontology annotation, molecular function: GTPase activator activity. Gene Ontology annotation, biological process: regulation of small GTPase mediated signal transduction; regulation of actin filament polymerization; negative regulation of stress fiber assembly. The transcript is spliced from 17 exons. Lineage: Eukaryota; Metazoa; Chordata; Mammalia; Eulipotyphla; Erinaceidae. Gene Ontology annotation, cellular component: cytoplasm.